CCCCUCCCGCGGCCGGGCAGCGCUGAGAGGAGCCGGGAGACGGCCGCUCCGCACCGCCCCACCGCACACCCCCACCUCCGGAGCACAAGAUGGCGGCGGCAAUGAUCGGCCGGACCGCUCUCCGCGGCAAUGGCUCGAUCCACUUCUCCGGCACGAGACGGUUCUUCAGCCAUGGACCAAAUGUGCUGCUGCAAGAGAGCAAAGCUCCGCAAGCUGCAUUCUUUUCACCUCUUCAGAAAGUGAUGUUGCCACCAAAUUCCUUUCAGGGGAAGGUGGCAUUUAUAACUGGUGGAGGUACUGGGAUUGGCAAAGGCAUGACAACAGCUUUAUCCAGUUUGGGUGCCAUGUGUGUCAUAGCAAGCCGAAAGCUUGAUGUUUUGAAAGGAACGGCGGAAGAAAUUUCUUCUAAAACAGGGAAUAAGGUCCAUGCCAUCCAGUGUGAUGUGAGAGAUCCAGCUUCUGUUAAGAAUGCUGUUGCUGAAUUAAUUCAAGUGGCAGGGCAUCCUAAUGUUGUGAUAAACAACGCAGCAGGGAACUUUAUUUCCCCUUCUGAACGACUUUCUGCUAAUGCAUGGAAAACUAUAACUGAUAUUGUACUUAACGGUACCGCCUUCGUAACUUUGGAAAUUGGAAAGGAACUCAUUAAAGCACAAAAAGGAGCCGCAUUCCUUUCUAUUACAACCAUUUAUGCAGAGAGUGGUUCAGGAUUUGUGUUGCCAAGUGCCUCUGCCAAAGCUGGUGUAGAAGCACUGAGCAAGUCUCUUGCAGCCGAGUGGGGUAAAUAUGGCAUGAGAUUCAAUGUGAUUCAACCAGGUCCAAUAAAAACAAAGGGUGCUUUUAGCCGCCUUGACCCAACUGGCAUGUUUGAGAAGAAAAUGAUUGAGAGGAUUCCCUGUGGCCGCCUGGGAACUGUUGAAGAAAUUGCAAAUCUCGCUGCCUAUUUCUGCAGUGACUAUGCAAGCUGGGUUAAUGGAGCAGUUAUUAGAAUGGAUGGCGGAGAAUAUGUUUCUAUGGCAGGAGAAUUCAAUGAUUUGAAAAAGGUUACCAAGGAGCAGUGGGAUAUGAUGGAAGCAAUGAUCAGGAAAACAAAAGGCUCUUAAAGUGCCUAACUGUGUGACGUUGACUUCUGGAAAUAAACCACUACUAAUUCAUAAAUACUUAGAAAUAACCAAAUGAGAAAGUGGACUUCAAAAUCUUUGUAUGUUGAUUGCAGUAAAAUAUUUCCAAGUCUUCAUAUUUGGAAUAUAACUUGUCUUUUUCCAUCUGCAGUCUAACCUUAUAAAUAGCAAACAACAGUUUUCUAAAAUUUUAUUUUACUUUAAUUAAAAAAAAAAAAAAAAAACAAAAAACAAAAAAACAACAAAACAAACAAACAAAUGUUCAACACUGCAGCCUGGGAGAAGGGCCUUGCUUUUAGAGUCUUUUGCAAAAAACUUCAGAGGAGACUUGGUUGACUUCAUGAGUUUUGGAGUCGAGGAUGUAGAGGAUCCAAAGGGUGCUACAGUGCAACUGAAGAAGAGGUAUUUGCAGCAUACAUGGGUGUUGGGGCUGCUUCAGAUAUGAUUGGUACUGAAGCACAACUUAUUUUAGAGCCUUGACUACUGGUGCUAAAUUGGAUGUUUAAAGGGAAGGUCCUCUCCUCGCACUGUGGUACUUGGAGUACGUGGAUUGCAUUGAUUACAUAGUGGGCUUGGAUGGGGAACACUGAUCAUUCAGGAAUCUUGGAAGUGAUCAUGGACUGGCCUGAAAGUAAGAACUUUGAAAUACCAUCAGGGGAAGAGGUGAGGUGUGGAAGAGGCCCCCACCAUACAACGAAUUACCAGAGAUUGAAAAAGAGGUAUGACUUAUUCUCUGAUGAGUUUUGCCAUAUAGUGGGAAAGUAUUGAAGGUGGAAAGCUGCUAUGUGGAGUCCUUUAAGAUGAGGAGACCGUCAUCACUAUCUGAGCUAUAAAAAUGGAUGAGAUUCAAGAUGUGAAAGACUGCACAACAUCCAAAUGAGAACAUUGUCACCUGGACGCUCUGGUGUUGGGAUGCUGAGGCCAGUAAUGUGGAUUUAGAUUGCAAAGAAGCCCUCUGGCUAGUAGGUAUUAUUAGGGAUCCAGCCAAUAUCAGAGGAAUUAGUAGAAAACAGAAUUGAGAUUAUACCCUCUGAAACUGAAUUUUAACAGCCCUAAGGGAGGGAGAUCCCUUGAAGGAAGACUUGAUGUUUCGUCAAAGUAAAUGGACAUCUAUGGAAAGAUAUAUCCACUAUCUAAGGGAAUUACCCUUCUACCUAAAUAUAAUUGUUAGUCUGAAGAAAACCUAAAUCAUUAAGUCCUAAUGUUAGCACUUUUGUAAUAAGACCUAAAUUUGUGAGUAACAAAACUUCAAGUUAUUAGCAAUGCUACAUAUGUUUACAUGAAUUGCAACUCCUAUGGUUACAUACAUUUUGAAAUACAUGACUAUCUUGGUCUCAGCUUUUUGAUGACAUUUUCAGUCUGCUAUGCUGAACUUCAGAAAUGACAUUUAAGAAAUAGUAAUGCCUUCUUAAGUAGCUCUUUCUUUAGCAUGAUUAACUUAAUGUUCUUGAAAAACUAAAAAACAAUUGCUACUAAUGUGUAUGAGACAAGGGGAGUCCCUACACUCAGUUUGAAUUGACAGCUGCCAGAGAAUCUGCGUUAGUUCUGACUCUAGUCAGUUCAUUGCAACCAAAAUGAUUCAAACUAGUUAUAAGCAAGUGAUUAAAGUACACUUCCUAGAUUUAGAGGGUUGCCUAGUGUGAUCACUCUCCUGCUCUGCUUUAAAUAAUGGAUUGAAUUCUUCAAAGAAAUUAACAGUCUCUGACCUUUCCAGCCUGAAAGCCAAGCCUUUUAAAAAUUCUCUUUAAUUUCACCAUCCACACAUAAAAAUAUGGAUGUAGAGCUGUAUGUGUUUUGAAACUGAUAGAGUGACUUAAGAAUCCAGAAUGUAAAAGAAAUUAAAAAAUGCGUCCUUUCAAGUGCUGACAACUGUCUUGUUGCUUUACCCAUGCUUCAGGCUGCAUUAGCAUGUCAACAUCUGGCUCUGAGAUUAUUUGGUUGCCUUAAAAUGAAGAUGAAGCAAGUUACGUGUUCUGCUGCAAUGGUGGACUAUGUGAGGUGGAAUUUGUGUAAUAAUGACGACAAUUUCCACAUGCCAUCUUUAUCCUGAGAAUGGUGAACCUGUGCUACAGAAGAUAAGAAGAUCCUUCUUUCUUUCAUUGCCAUGCUCGUCAGUUUCAGGCCAUUGCUUCUAGGGCUCGCUUUAAUUUAUAACAAUAUAUAACAAUAAUUCAUAACAAACCUUUCAACCACUCUUUCCUGAACAUUCAAAGUUACAGCUACAUGUCUUUUAAGGAUGUUUUGCUUUCUUUUGUUAUACCUCAUGAAGUCAGAACACUGAAGGGAAGCCUAUUAAAACCUGUCUUGUAAGUAACUAUUAGGUAUCUGAUAAUAUUUGAGAACUUUCAUUACUUGCAGGCACAGGCAUUGCUUCCAAAGUAUGUUACUGUACCUGUUUACUGUCUGUAGCUAAAUAAUUAAUUGUGGCAAACAUUUUUAAAGCAUAUGUUAUUUAGUAACAAGCAGAAAACAUUUUUUUAAAUUUUAAUGAGAAUCUAUAAUAAGAAUGUAGUUUCUUAUCUAUACCAACUAUAUUCAUUUCAAUUUAUGCAAUUUUGCUGCUUUUAGAUUCUGAAAGUUGUGUUGGCAAAAUGAAUACAAGGUGAUGAUGCAGGUUUUGAGUGCAACAUAACAUGUUUUAGAAUUGCAUGUUAUUCCUAAUAUAUGGAUUUAGUGAAGUGGGGGGAAAAAAAGUAACUCUGAUUUCUAACGUAUUUCUGCAAGAGUGCAGAGUAGUCAGUUGUCUUAAAUGUGUCCUUCCUUAAAAGAGUUGUUACACUUUUUAUGGACUCUGAAGAGUUUAUGUUCAAAUGUAUGUUUUACCUAAAUACAGUUUAAUUGUUUGUUACUAAGGUAGCAAGAUGUGAUAUAUGAGCCUCAAGAGAAUGACUUGCAGCAGCCACCAAACCCAGACAGUGUCUAGCUGGGUUUGAACAUCUCAUAAGAACCUCUUCCUAAAUACCAGCGAGAAUUGGACUGUCCUGAAAGAGGCAUAAGAUAAGUCCCGUGAGGUGCCUUACUCACAAACAUAGUCCAUGGUUGCAUAUUGCACGUUUCUCAUAGUUUGACAUAAAGAGCUCAGUAAUAAUAAUAGGAGAUGAAUAGUAUCUGCAUUCCACGUGCAGUGUUCUUUGCUAGGGUCUGGGCAAGCACAAAUACAGACUGCGCAGUGAAUGGCUUGAAAGCAGCCCUGAGAAGGAUUUGGGGAUGUCAGUGGAUGAAAGACCCAACAGGAGCUGGUGAUGUGUGCUUGCAGCCUAGGCAGCCAACUGUAUCCUCAGUUGAGUGAAGAGAAGCAUAACCAGCAGCUUGAGGUGAUUCUGCUCCUGUGGGACACCACCUGGAGUACAGCAUCCAGUUCUGAAGUCCCCAACACAAGAAGAACAUAGAGUUGUUGAAGCUGGUCCAAAGGAGGGCCAUGAGGAUGAUCAGAGGGCUGGAGCACCUCCCCUAGGAGGGUGGGCAGAGAGAGCUGGGACUUUACAGUCUAGAGAAGUGAAGGCUCAAAGGAGACCUUAUAGCAGCCUUCCAGUACCAUAGGUUCCUAUCUGUCCAUACUGACUUCGAAGUUCACUGGGACGUGAGCUUCUUAUUUAUCUUUACAUGUUUUGGGUCCAGAUCUGCUAUCAGAGAGAAUCUAAGGGAAAGAUAUGAAGAGGGCAACAUGGAUGGGGAGUGCUGAGGUCCCUGAGUUUCUGCAGCCCAGAGCAGAGGAGCUGAGGGGAGGCCUGACGGCGGCUGCAGCUCCUUACAAGGAGCGGAGGGGCAGCGCUGAGCUCUGCUCCGUUUGACAGCGACAGGGCCCGAGGGAACGGCAUGGAGCUGCGUCAGGGCAGGGAGGGUGGCGGUCAGGGACAGGGGCUGCACCGGAGGGCGGCGGGCACGGAACGGGCUGCACGGGGCAGCGGGCACAGCCCCAUGCCGGAGUUCAGGGAGCGUUUGGGCAGCAGUCUCAGACACCGGGUCUGAAUUUUGGGUGGUCCUGCAGGGAGCCAAGUAUGGGACUCCAUAAUUCUCGUGGGUCCCUUCUGACUCAGAAUAUUAUAUGAUUUUUUUUUUUAUUUUUUUAUUUUUAUUUAUUUAUUUUUUUUUUUUUUUGCAUGCUGAUGACAUUCACAUAAUAAGGUCAGUGAAGCACAAAUUUUUAACUUAAUCCAUGGAGCAAUUUUGUGUUGCAGCGAGUAAAUUUGGAAUGUCACUCCAGCCCAAGUAAAAAUCCCAGUCUUUCUUGUGAUAAUUUAAUGUGCAUUAAAAUAAAAUGAUCUUUGGGAUUUCAGUGCUUUGCCUGCUUUUAAUUGGUGCAGAAGAGCUUCAGUUAAUUUCAGAGGGGUUUGGGAAUGCUCCACAAUGCAGAAAUUCAGGCCACAUAUAUUUAGGUGCCCAUGUAUGGAUUCUGAACCUUCUUGUUGACAUUGCAAGUAUGUGUGGAUUUUGCUACACCUCAGCUACCAGUGACUACAUCUAGCGCUUGCAGUGAGGGCUUAAUAUGAAUGCACAAGAUAACAAAUGGAAAUUAAUCAUAAAAUGCUAAUGUUGCUUAAUGGAAUAAACAAUCCUAGUGAAUGCAGAGUUCUAGCAGCAGUGUAUUGGUAUUCUGUGAGAUGAGGGUCAUUUUGUGUAGAAGCACUGCUGGCUCUGACCUUUAUUUGACAUGUCCACAGUGUGGAAUAUGCUGCUGAAAACCUUCUGAAGCUUGCUAGGGUAUUCUUUGCAAAGAUGUGUGGUUUCCUAAUUUGCAAUCUAUGGCAAUUAGACCACAGCAGUGAUGCUACGAACGUGAUUUUUUUCAGGAUAGAAAUGUGCAGCAGAGAAGAAAAGCUAAAUCGAUUGCUUCAAAGCCUGUGUUUGUUCUUGACAAAAUCAUCAGUGAAACUUCUCUUGCUCUUCUCUAUAAUGGGCAGUGAGUUAUAUCAAAGCUUCAGUGGUUGAUGACUUGCAAUCAGGUGAGACACCCUGAGGGACAUCUGGAUACUGUUAAAGUUUGCAUUAGCAGAUGCGGUAUUUAUAAUGUCAAAGGUAUUUUAAAAGGCCAAAUGGUUGCUGGAUGUUUGUUUUCUUUGAGAAUUAGGAAACUUUUACUGCCUUCUACUGUAAAAUGAUUAGAAAAAUCUGUUUUACUGAAUGCUUGCCAGAAGAAAGAAGCUUGCAGUCUUUCUCAGUGUCACCUCUCUUGUUGACCUAAUCCUUGUUCAGCCUCAACCCUGACAGUUCUGAGAGCUCUGUCCCGGAGCACUGAAGAGAUUUGAAAACAUGGAGAUCUUACAGCAGACUUAGCUGUAUUUGCUAUAAAUUUAGCUGUUCGUUGGUAGAAUAGACAUCUUUUUUAGAAUGGUGUUGUUAAAUCAUUGUCUUUUAUUCACGAGAACAUACUGGAAGAAACAUUCGCUCUGCAGGUAGCUUUGUUGUAUGGAGGGAGAAAAUUGCAAACAGUGGUAGGAGCAGCAUGGCUUCAGAACAAGCAACUUUGCUCAUGCUCAGGAACGCAUAUCUCAGUUUCUGUGAUGACUUUUUGUCAAAACGCUUUACCUUAUCUUUCACUGUAGUGCUUUCAGCAAACAGUCAUGUUACAUCAUAUUUUGCAUACAAUUUUUUUUUUAACAUUUACACUGUUAAAAUGUUAAAAUAAGGCAAAAUUCAGGAUUUCAACUGCACAAGAUGAACAAUAUCAAUCAUUUAUUGUACUGAUAGGCAGAUAAUCUUUUCACUAUUCCUUCACUUUACAUAUACAAUUGUAUUUCACAUUGCAUAGAGUGAACAAGCAGGUGAGAAGUUAAAUCACUGUGUGGAGUAGGAGUAAAGCCAUGGGAAUGAGCUAAAUUAAUCUCACUUCAGUUUUUGUGCCUUUCUUCAGCAAGGCCCCAUCCUGCACUCCAUAACAUGUCAAGGCUGAGGGAGUCUGGGGCCCUAAGGCUGUUUCUGAUAUGGCAUUUAGUUGCCUGAGUUCACCUGAGGUCACGGAUUAAUUUCAGUUGGAUUUGAGUGCCAAAAUAAUCUUGGAGGAUCUGCGCCUCAUUGCUUGAGAUACAUUUCAAAUAAAAUGCAUUUCCUACUGCUUGUUAAGUAGGAGAUGCAUUUGAGAAGUUAUAUAAAACUGAUCAGCUAAUCUUCUAACCUGCUUCUGAAACAGCUUUCUGUGUAUGGAAGCAACACAGAUUUAAUAACUUUAAGACACAGCCCAAUUUCCUUCCUACACCAGUAUAUACUGGCCUGGAUGUUCAUAGAGGUGCUGGUACAAAGAUGGUGUAAAGUAAAACAGCCAGGCCAAAAAAGAAAAAAAAAGGAAAAAAAAAAACCAAAAAAAAGGAAGAAGAAA
Molecule: messenger RNA, 7431 nt
Organism: Lagopus muta (rock ptarmigan)
Lineage: Eukaryota; Metazoa; Chordata; Aves; Galliformes; Phasianidae
Gene: DECR1
Product: 2,4-dienoyl-CoA reductase 1
Exons: 10
Coding region: 90-1100 (336 amino acids)
Biological process (GO): fatty acid beta-oxidation
Cellular component (GO): mitochondrion
Molecular function (GO): 2,4-dienoyl-CoA reductase (NADPH) activity
Source: RefSeq, a predicted model, not a curated record